This is a messenger RNA of Zea mays, 966 nucleotides long. RefSeq lists its product as uncharacterized. NCBI's taxonomy places the organism in Eukaryota, Viridiplantae, Streptophyta, Magnoliopsida, Poales, Poaceae. The transcript has 2 exons. The record is from RefSeq and is marked validated. Bases 480 to 740 code for a protein of 86 amino acids.
GUCGUCCUCCGCGGAUCCCGCGCGCCUCCUCCGCCGAUAGUCCUUGUGGCGAACACGCGAAGGCAAAGCAACACCGCAAAUCUCUCCCCCUCCCUGGAUUGGAUUGAUUGAGCUGCUCGCGUCCACCUCCGCUCGAAUUGCCAUUCCCCCCUCUCUCUUGGUUUCUCUUGGAUCGAAUUGUUAGUUUAUUAGAGUGAAGUUGUCGGGGGAGGGAGGCUAGGCGUUAGGUGGGCGCCUGCGUGCUACGCCUCGGGAGAAGGUCAAAAGAAACCGCCCCACCACCAACCCAGGCGACUCCCCCUCAACCCAACCCAACCCAACCUGCCAUUGCUCUUCUUUCCCUCCCCGUCGCCAGCUGGCCAGAGCCGCCCCGCCCGGAGCCCAAAGGCGCCGCCUUUCCUGAACCCCGUCCGCGGCAGAUUGAUCGAUUGGUUGUUCGGUUCCUUGGUCGGGAAUCAGAGGAGGCAGCAAGAGAAGAGAUGUGCCCGCUGCGGGUGAUCCUCAUCUUCCUCUCCGCCACCGUUGCCGGCUUCUUCCUCAUCAGGGGCCUCAACGCUGAGCCCGACCAGUUCGACGCCGACGCCGACGACUCGGGAUCCCCCAGGGCACCCCUGCCCCUUCAUUCCAAGGUUGGAUCGGCCGUGAAAGCAGGGUUCUGGACGAUGGUGGACAUGGCGAGCGGGCGGUACCUCUGGCGCACCCUCGCUGCCCAAGCCCAGCCUUCCAAGUCGGCGCGGUGAAAGUGAAAGUGAAACCAUCUCGUCCUGCCGAUGCAGUGGAGACUGGUACAGUCAGUCAUGUUGUUGUAAUGCUGUUACGUAUUGGUAUAUAUUCAAGUAAAUUUGCAAAAACAAAAACUAUUCUUGUGCUGAGCUGAGCCUUGUGUUGUGUGUAAAGCUGGAAGUGGUUGCUGUCCUGCAAGUGUAUACUUUGGCCAUGAGAUUUGGGUCCAAGUUUCGUCGGUAA